This is a messenger RNA of Arvicola amphibius (Eurasian water vole), 294 nucleotides long. Its product is annotated as 60S ribosomal protein L37-like. Gene Ontology annotation, biological process: translation. NCBI's taxonomy places the organism in Eukaryota, Metazoa, Chordata, Mammalia, Rodentia, Cricetidae. Gene Ontology annotation, cellular component: ribosome; cytosolic large ribosomal subunit. The record is from RefSeq and is a predicted model, not a curated record. Gene Ontology annotation, molecular function: structural constituent of ribosome; RNA binding. The transcript has a single exon. Bases 1 to 294 code for a protein of 97 amino acids.
AUGACGAAAAGAACAUCAUCCUUUGGAAAGCGUCGCAACAAGACUCACACAUUGUGCCACCUUCAGAAGUCUACCUGUGGCAAAUGUGGCUACCCUGCCAAGCGCAAGAGAAAGUAUAACUGGAGUGCCAAGGCUAAGAGACGAAACAUUACUGGGAGUGGGCGGAUGAGGCACCUAACAAUUGUCUACCGAAGAUUCAGUCAUGGAUUCCGUGAAGGGACAACCCCUAAACCCAAGAUGGCAGCUGUUGCAGCAUCCAGUUCAUCUCGAGGAUUUCAAUCUGUCAUAAAAUAA